AUGCCUAGCCAUCGGCGCCUUUGGGAGCCGUUGCUCCUCGCGACGCGCCCGCGACAAGCCUCACGAUGCUCGGCUCGUGCCGUGUCGCUCCCGCAGCCCCGACUUCUUUCCACGACCCGCUCCCUUCGGCUUGCCGAAUUACGAAGCGCCGCCGAACUCCCAAGUCGGACUGUGCCGCGCUAUCUACAGAGCACGAAGCCGGGCUCUUCCCUCCUGUCGCUCAAGUGGCCGCGUCCGCCCCGGAACCUGCUCUUGGUUCAGAAGCUGUACGCCCCAGACGUGUCCGAAUCCGUCUUCAAGUUUGCAAGGUACAUCCGCGGCGAGUAUCCCGAUGUCAACAUCAUCGUUGAGCCCCGGAUCGCCGACUCGAUUGAAGACCAGCUCAACUUCCCCGUUUACGUGUCCGACACUCGAUCCAACAUCGCCGACAAGGUCGACGUAAUCGCCACCUUUGGCGGAGACGGGACGGUCUUGAGAGCCGCCAGCCUCUUCAAGCUGCACGGCUCCGUUCCUCCGAUCCUGUCCUUCAGCAUGGGGACUCUGGGCUUCCUCGGCGAGUGGAGCUUCAGCGAGCACAAGAAGGCUUGGAGGGAGAUGUACAUGAGUGGAAGCGGCGUGGCCGUGCAGGACGCUGCCGUGCCUCGUGGCGACUGGGACACUGUUGGUGAGGACGCUGCCUCGUCCUCUCUCGUCGGGUGGGAUCACAUGAAAGGUAAAAGCUUAGGAAUCAGUAGGGCGUCCAAGGUUCUGCUUCGCCAUCGCAUCAAGGCCGACAUCUUUGACCGUUCGGGCAACAACAUCAACAAUCGGGUAUCAGACACCCUCGCGAGCCACUCCAAGUCUGGCAUCGCCGGCACCAAGGAGGAAUCGCCCUCACUUCGCGCAAUCAAUGAGAUCUCUGUUCACAGAGGCUCGCACCCUCACCUGGCAAUCAUUGACAUUUAUCAGAACGGCCACUUCCUCACGGAGACCACGGCGGACGGCAUCCUGGUCAGCACACCUACAGGCUCGACUGCUUACAGCCUCAGUGCUGGCGGCCCCAUCGUGCACCCGCUCGUCAAGUCGCUGCUCAUCACCCCCAUAAGCCCUUGCAGCCUAAGCUUUCGGUCGCUGGUGCUGCCGCUGGAUACCAGAGUGUGCCUUCGCAUGAGCCCCAAAAACAGGGGCCGAGAGCUGGACCUGAACAUUGAUGGAAAGCGGUGCGCCGGCGUCUCGCCGGGAUCCGAGAUUCGCAUCGAGGGUGAGUUUGUCGGGCGGGCCGGACCCGGCGAGGAAUGGCAUGGAGGUGUCCCAUGCAUCAUCAGGGCUGAGGAUGACGAUCCUUGGGUCGGUGGCUUGAACGGCCUGCUCAAAUUCAACCACCCAUUCGGCAGAGAGCCGCCCAGCGAUGAGUAUGCCGACUGA
Molecule: messenger RNA, 1404 nt
Organism: Purpureocillium lilacinum
Lineage: Eukaryota; Fungi; Ascomycota; Sordariomycetes; Hypocreales; Ophiocordycipitaceae
Product: NADH kinase pos5
Biological process (GO): NADP+ biosynthetic process; NAD+ metabolic process
Molecular function (GO): NAD+ kinase activity
Source: RefSeq, a predicted model, not a curated record